AUGAAGUCGUGGCUUCCCAUUCCGGCAGGGUCUCAUUUCUCCCUUGCCAACCUUCCAUUUGGUAUCAUUUCCACGGACAACAAGCCAACCCGCCGGCCUGCCGUUGCCAUCGGUCAGAAUGUCCUCGAUCUAAAGGCUUUCGCUGACGGAGGUGGCUUCCGCAAUCUCCAAACCCUGCCCUCCGAAAAUAUCUCUGUAUUCUCUGAGACCACAUUGAACGCGUUCGCGGCUUUAGGCCGGCCGUCACAUAAGGCCGUCCGCGCCUAUCUUCGUGAUAUCUUCCGGGGAGAUACACCUUAUUCAGACGCUCUCAAGACGAACGAGGUCUUGAAACAUGACGCCAUCAUUCCUUUGUCUGAGGUACAAAUGCAUCUACCGCUCGCCAUAGGAGAUUACACUGAUUUCUUCGCUGGCCGCAACCACGCGCACAAUGUUGGCACUUUUUUCCGUGGGCCUUCCAAUGCUCUGAAUCCGAACUACAAUCAUUUGCCGGUUGCGUACCAUGGCCGCGCCAGUUCGGUUGUUGUCUCCGGCACACCACUCCGUCGACCCUGGGGUCAGGCAUUGGCCAGCCCGGCAGAUAAAACACCAGAGUUCCGGCCUUCAAAGAGGCUGGAUAUCGAGUUAGAAUUGGGGAUGUUCUUGUGCAGAGAGAACAAGUUAGGCGAGCCGGUGUCGAUCUCUGACGCUGAAGACUACAUAUUUGGCUAUGUUCUCAUGAAUGACUGGAGCGCCAGAGACAUACAACAGUGGGAGUAUGUUCCGCUAGGCCCAUUUAACGCGAAGAACUUUGGUACUUCCAUCAGCCCCUGGGUUGUUCUCGCGGAUGCAAUGGACCCGUUCAAAACAAACGGCCUCCCAAACGACAUUGGGUUGCAGCAAUAUCUUCGUGAGUCACGAACAGAUAAUAUUCUGGACAUUCAAUUGACCAUUGCCAUUCGAAGUAAGUUGCCAACCUCCACGUCGAAAUUCAGCCCGUGA
Molecule: messenger RNA, 981 nt
Organism: Thyridium curvatum
Lineage: Eukaryota; Fungi; Ascomycota; Sordariomycetes; Thyridiales; Thyridiaceae
Exons: 1
Coding region: 1-981 (326 amino acids)
Biological process (GO): homogentisate catabolic process; L-phenylalanine catabolic process; L-tyrosine catabolic process
Molecular function (GO): fumarylacetoacetase activity
Source: RefSeq, a predicted model, not a curated record